Corythoichthys intestinalis (scribbled pipefish) is the source of this 3318-nucleotide messenger RNA. It is a transcript of the gene dohh, whose product is annotated as deoxyhypusine hydroxylase/monooxygenase. Gene Ontology annotation, molecular function: deoxyhypusine monooxygenase activity. The record is from RefSeq and is a predicted model, not a curated record. The coding region runs from base 2061 to 2972 and encodes 303 amino acids. Gene Ontology annotation, biological process: peptidyl-hypusine biosynthetic process. NCBI's taxonomy places the organism in Eukaryota, Metazoa, Chordata, Actinopteri, Syngnathiformes, Syngnathidae. The transcript is spliced from 6 exons.
CCUUCCCAUUGAUUUAGGAGCAUUUCAGGGUCACUUCCUGUUGAUAUCGGGUCACCUCCUCUUCAUCUGUGGGGGCAUGUUAGUGUCACUUCCUGUUGAUUUGGGGGCAUUCCAGGUUCACUUGCUGUUGCUCUUAGGUCACUUCCUGUUGAAUUUGGGGGCAUUUGAGGUCACUUCCUCUUAAUUUGGGGGCAAUUUGGGGUCACCCUCUGUUAAUAUCGGACCACUUCCUAUUGAGGGCAUUCCAGGGUCACUCCCUGUUGAUUCUGGGUCACUUCCUGUUGAUGUUGGGUCACUUCCUGUUGAUUUUGAGGCAUAUCAGUGUCAAUUCUGGUCAAUAUUGGGGUUACUUCCUGUUAAUUUGGGGGCAUUUUGGGGUCACCCUCUGUCAUUAUCGGGCCUAUUGAUUUUCGAGCAUUUCAGGGUCAGUUCCUGUUGAUUUGGGGGCAUUCCGGGGGCACUUGCUGUUGAUCAUUGGUCACUUCCUGUUGAAUUUGGGGUAUAUCAAGGUCACUUCCUGUUAAUUUGGGGACAAUUUGCAAUCACCCUCUGUUAAUAUCGGACCACUUCCUAUUGAGGGCAUUUCAGGGUCACUCCCUGUGGAUACUGGGUCACAUGCUGUUGAUGUCGGAUUUCAGGUCACUUCCUGUUGAUUUGGGGGCAUUCCGGGGUCACUGGCUGUUGAUCUUGGGUCACUUCCUGUUGAUUUUGGGGCAUACUGAGGUCACUUCCUGGUGAUGCUGGGUCACUUCCUGUUGAUGUAGGGUCACUUACUAUUUAUUUUGAGGCAUAUCAAUGUCAAUUCCGGUCAAUAUUGGGGUCACUUCCUGUUAAUUUGGGGGCAGUUUAGGGGUCACCCUCUGUUAUUAUCGGGCCACUUCCUAUUGAUUGAUUUUGGGGCAUUUCAGGGUGACUUCCUGUUGAUGUGGGGGCGUUCCGGGGUCACUUGCUGUUGAUCGUAGGUCACUUCCUGUUGAAUUUGGGGUAUAUCGAGGUCACUUCCUGUUAACUUGGGGGCAUUUUGAGGUCACCUCCUCUUAAUUUGGGGGCAGUUUGAGGUCACCCUCUGUUAAUAUCCGGCCACUUCCUAUUGGGGGCAUUUCAGGAUCACUCCCUGUUGAUUUGGGGGCAUUGCAAUGUCUGUUGAUCUCGGGUCACUUCCUGUUGAUUACGGGCCAUUUUGAGGUCCUUUCCUCUUAACUUGGGGGCAAUUUGGGGUCACCCUCUGUUGAUAUCAGGCCACUUCCUAUUGAUUUGGGGGCAUAUCGGGGUCACUUCCUGUUGAUUUUGGGGAAUUUCGGGGUCAAUUCCUAUUAAUUUGGUGGCAUUACAGGGUCACUUCCUGAUGAUUUUGGAGAAUUUCGGGGUCAAUUCCUAUUGCUAUCGUGUCACCUCCUGCUCGUUAUGGGGCAUUUCGGGGUCAUUUCCUUUUGAUUUUAGGGCAUUUCAGAGUCACUUCCUGUUGAUAUCGGGUCACUUACUGUUUAUUUGGGGCCAUUCUGGGGUCACUUCCCAUUGAUAUGGGGUCACUUUGUAUUGAUUUAGGGUCAUUUCAGGGUCACUUCCUGUUGAUCUCGAGUCACCUCUUGUCGAUUUCGGGGGUCACUUCCUGUUGAUAUCUGGUCAAGUCCUGUUGAUUUGGGGGCAUAUCAGGGUCACAUCCCGUUGAUCUCGGGUCACUUCCUGUUUACAUCAGUUCACUUUCUGUUGAUUUGAAGGUAUUUUUAAGUGACUUCCUAUUGAUACCUGGCUAUGAACCAAACUGUUAGUAAAUCCUUCAAAAAAGUCAGCGAAUUAAUAGUAUUUUUGGGAGAAAUUACUCAUAUCCGCAUAUGUCUCUCCGACGCAAGAUGGCCGCUCGUUACACGCGCCGUAGUUCUCUACCUUUAGUAAUCUAGGAUUAUAUACAUGAUAUUUAUUAACCAACCAACCCCUUUUCGUUUUCGUGUUUGUCAUUAUUGACGUAUCCGGAAGCUGUCAACGUGGGUGAAGCUAAGCUAACCGAGCUACCAAUUGUGAGCGGUUGUCAGCCCGCUUCUUUUGUUUUCGUUGUUCGCAGGAUGACGGCCAGUCCGGAGCAGCUGGCUGCGGUGGGUUCCGUUCUGGUGGACCCCCGUCAGGACCUGACCCGCAGGUUCCGUGCUCUCUUCACCCUCAAGAACCUCGGAGGUGCUGAGGCGGUGGAGUGGAUCAGCAAAGCGUUUGCGGAUGACUCGGCGCUGCUCAAACACGAGCUGGCUUACUGUUUGGGGCAAAUGCAGGACACCCGCGCCAUCCCCGUCCUCAGCGACGUGCUCGCCGACACGCGACAGGAUCCCAUGGUACGCCACGAAGCGGGGGAAGCGCUAGGAGCCAUCGGGGAUCCUUCGGUUCUGGACCUGCUCAAGUCCUACAGCCAGGAUCCUGUUGUUGAAGUAGCGGAGACGUGCCAGCUGGCCGUGCGCCGCCUGGAGUGGCUGGCGAGCGGGGGCGCCGACGGGGGCCCGUACGAUUCGGUGGACCCGGCGCCACCCGCGCCCCGCAGCAGCGUGGCCGAGCUGCGCGCCGUCCUGCUGGACGAGAGCCUGCCGCUUUUCCAACGCUACGGGGCCAUGUUCGCUCUGCGUAACCUCGGCGGCAAGGAGGCGGUGCUCGCGCUGGGAGAUGGGCUCCAGUGUUCAGGCGCCUUGUUCCGCCACGAGAUCGGCUACGUGCUGGGCCAGAUGCAGGACCCGGCGGCGGUCCCGGCCCUACGCGCCGUCCUGGAGCGCGGCGGCGACGAGAGCGCCAUGGUGCGACACGAGGCGGCCGAGGCCCUGGGCGCCAUCGGCCGCGACGAGUGUCUGGACGUGCUGCGGCGCUACCGCGACGACGCCCAGCGCGUGGUUAAGGAGAGCUGCGAAGUGGCUUUGGACAUGCUGGACUACCAAAACGGCCCGCAGUUCCAGUACGCCGACACGCUGGUGGCGAUUCAAGGAGAGGCCGCCAGUUAAAUUUGGAAUAGGGGAACAUUCGCUACCCCCCAAACAAAUGUUGACCCAUAUAUGUUGAAAAAACAUCACAUGACACGUUAUAUAUAAUAUGUCGCCAGAAGUGUUAUAAACACUAAAAUAAAACUUUCACUUUCUGGGACAGUCGACAUCUGUUCAAAGGGCGUAUGUGUUGUGGUAGUUAGUAAAAGAGGGAAAUUGAGGGAGCGAUAGCUUGAAAUGGAUUGGAUGUCUACUGUUGUCAAUGGUAGCCAAAGAGUAACGCUAUGUGGGAGUUUUAUCAAACAACAAAAAUGAGUAUAAUUUGUCUUUUUGCAUAUUUGGGAAUAUUACAAUUUUUUCUAAAUUA